This is a messenger RNA of Ruditapes philippinarum (Manila clam), 1536 nucleotides long. RefSeq names its product fibrinogen C domain-containing protein 1-A-like. Bases 114 to 851 code for a protein of 245 amino acids. The record is from RefSeq and is a predicted model, not a curated record. Lineage: Eukaryota; Metazoa; Mollusca; Bivalvia; Venerida; Veneridae. The transcript has a single exon.
UGUUAAUAUAACUUGUUAAGAAAUAAUUUAAAUAGUCCACCACAUAACGCUUCGAAUUACACAGUAAUUCAGUGCUUACCUGCUUGGAUACUGAUUUAUAUAUAAUUGGCAAAAUGGUCGAGUAUACAAUGAUACUAGUUCUUGUUCUAAGUCUUCUGACAUGGAUCUCAACAAAUAAUUACUACAAUUACACGUAUUCAAAACCUCAGGAUUGUCAAGAUGUUCAAAAUUACGGGCACAGUGAAAAUGGUGUUUACACAAUAUACCCGGAAGGAACUUUGGGAUUUCCCGUCAGGUGUGAUUUUAAUGAUUCUACUUCCGGUGCAUGGACUGUGAUACAACGUCGCGUUUCAGCUAGUGACUUCUACAAAAGCUGGAAUGAAUAUCAGGUUGGAUUUGGAGAUCUUAGCGACAAUUUCUGGCUUGGAAAUCAACAAAUUCAUAUGAUUACAAGGCAAGGCUGGUAUGAGCUACGCAUUGAUAUUGUAUCUCCUGAAAAUGAAGUGGCACAUGCGUUAUAUAAUGUGUUCUAUGUCGGUGAUGCGAAGUCACGAUAUGAACUGCUUGUUGAUGGAUAUAGUGGAACUGCCGGGGAUAGUUUGGGGACACAUAAUGGACAUAAAUUUACUACUAAAGAUAAAGAUAAUGACAUACACGAAGGGAACUGUGCAGUGGAUUUUAAAGGUGGGUGGUGGUAUGAAAAAUGUCAUUUUUCAAAUCUUAAUGGUGACUAUGGUAACACUCAAUAUGCGAAAGGUUUGUCCUGGUAUCAUUGGAAAGGAUAUUACGUUUCAAUGAAAACAACAGAAAUGAAGAUCCGGCGAUGGCAGUCUCCGGAUAUGGGCUAUUAAUUUCUAGUAUGGAACUAACACUUAGAGCUACAUCUGUGUAUGAUAACAUUUCAAGCAAACUUGAUAUCUUGAGAAGGGCUGUUCCAAAUUCAAGAUCCAGACCUACCAAAUUGUUCAGUAUUUGGUCUUCUAUAGGUUGUAAAGUGAUAAUCAUAUAAUUAACGCAAAUUGGGGGUAUGAACGUCUGACGAUAAAAUGAAAUUAUUCAAUAAAUAGGAAUAGAUUAUGUAUUAAUACCCUUUUGAGUACAACCCUCUGUGGAAAAAUUCAUUCAGCGGAGUUCAGAAAAUAGUUCAGUAGAUGAAGUGUCAAAAUCUUUGUCUAGAAUAAGUCUUGCGGCCCAGCUCUCUUUUGGAACUUAAUAUGUUAAUCUUCCAAGAAAUAUGUACAUGUGCAGUUACCAUAAAUUAUUCAAUAAUAGUUAAAACAAUAGUAAAGAUGUGGUAAAAUAUAUGCAUUGUAAAAUAGUAUACGUACAGGUAUAGAAAAUAUGAAUAUUCUAAUGUAACAAAGAGGUUCAUUUUCUAAUAACAUUAUCAAAUGGCUUUGCCAAGUCAAGGUUUUAUUAAUUGUAUAAUACCCAAUAAUGUUUCUUCAGAGCUUCAAACAAUUUGCUCAGUAUACAGUAUACACCAUUUUAUUAUAAGAUAGGUCUAAUUAAAUUAUGUUCAGUUAAAUGCACGAG